AUGGAUCCAAUCACAGCCAUUAGUUUAGUAUCCAACGUGAUAUCCUUCAUAGACUUUGGCACCACAGUGAUUCGCGGGGCGAAGAGAGUCCAGGAUGCAGGGGCUCUGGAGGAUAACGACACCCUCGACAGCGUCGCUCGUCAGAUGCAGACCUUCACCGUGAAGCUACUGGCGCCGGCCCAGACCAAUCUGACCGGCACUGACUUGGGCUUGGCCGAGCUGGCUGCCAAGUGUAGGGACGUGGCUGGCGAUCUCUUGGAGUUACAACAGGCCAUAUGGUCUGUGAUCAAGAACAUGAAAUAUGACGAGGAAAAGAAGAGCCUCAAGGCUCUUGCUGCAGUCAAUUAG
Colletotrichum graminicola M1.001 is the source of this 348-nucleotide messenger RNA. RefSeq lists its product as uncharacterized. The record is from RefSeq and is a predicted model, not a curated record. The transcript has 3 exons. NCBI's taxonomy places the organism in Eukaryota, Fungi, Ascomycota, Sordariomycetes, Glomerellales, Glomerellaceae. The coding region runs from base 1 to 348 and encodes 115 amino acids.